AUGAACCCCAUUGUUGAGGCAGUGGCUUUCUUCUUGGGAUUCCUUGGCUGGAUCAUGGUCGGUGUAGCUCUGCCGAAUCGGUACUGGAGGGUGUCUACGGUGGAUGGAAACGUUAUAACGACCUCCACCAUCUAUGAAAACCUAUGGAUGUCAUGCGCCACCGACUCAAUUGGAAUCCACAAUUGCCGUGAUUUUCCGUCCUUACUCGCCCUGUCCGGGUACAUCCAAGCUUCACGCGCGCUCAUGAUCGCCUCGAUUGUGAUGGGGACGUUCGGGCUCGUGGCGACUCUGGUGGGGAUGCAGUGCUCUAAAAUCGGGGGUGACAACUACGUCUUCAAAGGCAGAGUCGCCGGGAUCGGCGGCGUCUUCUUCAUACUGCAGGGUUUGUGUACUAUGAUUGCUGUGUCUUGGUAUGCUUUCAACAUUACGCAGGAAUUCUUUGACCCGCUGUAUCCGGGGACCAAGUACGAGAUAGGGGAGGGUCUGUACAUCGGCUGGAGCUCCGCGACCCUCGCCCUCUGUGGAGGAUGCUGUCUUCUCUGUGCCUGCAAACUGGGCACCACAUCUGACAAAAUACUGUACUCUUACCACCCCGCCACCAGAGGCACUGGGUAUUCCGGGACACCCGUGUCCCAGGGCCCACCGAGCCAAUAUGGACGGAACGCCUACGUCUGAGGGUUGGAUCGGGAAC
Messenger RNA from Chanos chanos (milkfish), 691 nucleotides. RefSeq names its product claudin 15b (gene cldn15b). Lineage: Eukaryota; Metazoa; Chordata; Actinopteri; Gonorynchiformes; Chanidae. The record is from RefSeq and is a predicted model, not a curated record. The coding region runs from base 1 to 675 and encodes 224 amino acids. Gene Ontology annotation, molecular function: structural molecule activity. The transcript is spliced from 5 exons. Gene Ontology annotation, cellular component: membrane; bicellular tight junction.